CUAAAGACAAGCCAGACAUUGUAGAGGCGCAGGAACAAGGCUGUGAUACCCUCGCACACACUGCCACUUAACUGCACAUACAGUGGGCGGCAGGCACACCUCCAUUUUGGUCAUCAUCACAUUCUUGAUAUGUUUCCCGACUUCAGGCUCGAAUGAUGGCUUGGUAGUUUGUGAGCUGUGACGUCUGUUUUGUUUGACUUUGUCAUCUCCUUCACCGGAAUUCCAUCCUUCUUUUUUGGACGUCUCAACUCUCGUACCCCAAUGCUGACCGAAGCGUGCGGCGCCAUGUCGAUGGGCUCGGAUGUCCGAGAUCUGACUCUCCUGACUCCAGGCCCCCAGGUGCCCCCCCUAGGUGGGGCAGGAGGCGGCUGCGGCCAGUGGACACAACUGUUGGACCUCCAUCCCGGCUCUCCCUACAACACCCUGCCCUCCCACCACUCCCUCAUCAAGCAGGAGCCGAGCUGGGGGACCGCUGACCCUAUUGAGGAUCCCCAUUGUGGACUCGGGGCCUUCACGCUGCAUUUCUCGGGCCAGUUUACAGGCUCGGGCCCAUGUCGGGUGGGGGCCUUUGGAGAUCCAGCACCAGGCCAACCCAGGGUUUUUCCCAAUGGAACAUACCUCCCCGGUUGUGUGGACAGUCCUCCUUCAUCCAGGAACCAAGGUUAUGGUGCAAUGGGCUUAGACGGGAACCCCAGUUACGCUCACACGGCGUCUCACCACACCCCUCAGCUCUCCAGCCUGUCCUUCAAGCAUGAAGACACACUAUCGCCGCCAAACAACAUUGGUAACAGUCUACUUCCUGUUGAGCAGCAAUACCCUCCUCCUCCUCAUGCUCCUGCCCCUCCUGUGUUUGGGUGCCACAAUCCUGCAGAAUCCUGCCCGAGCAACCAAGCACUACUUUUGAGGAACUACAACAGUGAUAACCUGUACCAAAUGGCGUCUCAGCUGGAAUGCGUCACGUGGAACCAGAUGAACACGCUGGCAUCUUCCAUGAAGAGCGGCCACACGACCAGCUAUGACAGCGAUCCCAUAGCCCCGGCCCCACCCAUGCUGGUGAGCGCCCAGUACCACAUCCACACACAUGGUGUCUUUAGGGGGCUUCAGGAUGUAAGACGGGUUCCUAGUCUUGCUCCUCCAGUGAUGAAGUCAUCUGAACCCGGUGAGAAGCGCCCAUUUGUGUGCGCCCACCCCGGCUGCAGCAAGAGGUACUUCAAACUCUCACAUCUGCAGACGCAUGGACGGAAACACACAGGAGAGAAGCCGUACCAGUGUGAUUUUACAGACUGCGGCCGUGGGUUCUCGCGCUCAGACCAGCUGAAGAGACACCAGCGCAGACACACAGGAGUGAAGCCCUUUGAGUGCGAGACGUGUCAGCGAAAGUUUUCACGGUCAGACCAUCUUAAGACUCACACUCGGACUCAUACAGGUAAAACAAGCGAGAAGCCGUUCACGUGCCGCUGGUCCAACUGUCAGAAGAAGUUUGCCCGCUCCGACGAGCUGGUGCGCCACCACAGCAUGCACCAGAGGAACCUGACCAAGCUGCAGCCUGCCAUCUGAGCCAGGAAGGUGGCGAUGCAGUGUGCCAGCCAGUAGCGAGAGAGCCAGGUCAGAGGUCGCGGUGCCUUGCCAAAUGUGCAUAAGUGGAGGUCACAGCUGAUGCCAACCCACCUCGACCACGUGGCAUUCGCAAAGUUCACAAGAUGCACCUCAGCCAGCAUUUUUAUUGGGUCAAUUCCACUGAGAGGUUUUUACCACCUUAUAACUGAGCCCAGAAUUGAAAGAAAAAAGACCACACAAGGAAACAGUUGAUGCUUUAUUUUAUAUUUGACAUAAUAGCACACUUGCACUGUUGUUUGGUUUUCUCGUACAAAAUGUGCUGGAUCGUGUAAACUGGAUUUAGGAAAUGGACAAGGGGUGAUCUGUUGCUUUGGAGAGUGUAAAUACACACAAUGCACACCGAAUAACUUUGUACAUAUGUGAUGUAUAUGCUUACUUUUACAGACAUUCCUUUUGUCUUAUGUAUGUUUUGUAAGUCUAUAAAUGCCGACCUACAUCAUU
Messenger RNA from Phycodurus eques (leafy seadragon), 2058 nucleotides. It is a transcript of the gene wt1b, whose product is annotated as WT1 transcription factor b. Gene Ontology annotation, biological process: regulation of transcription by RNA polymerase II. The coding region runs from base 262 to 1557 and encodes 431 amino acids. Gene Ontology annotation, cellular component: nucleus. Gene Ontology annotation, molecular function: DNA-binding transcription factor activity, RNA polymerase II-specific; RNA polymerase II cis-regulatory region sequence-specific DNA binding. The record is from RefSeq and is a predicted model, not a curated record. NCBI's taxonomy places the organism in Eukaryota, Metazoa, Chordata, Actinopteri, Syngnathiformes, Syngnathidae. The transcript has 9 exons.